AUGGCGCCGUGGCCGCUGAGCCCCUUGGUGCUGGCGCUGGGUGGCGCGGCGGCCGUGCUCGGCUCGGUGCUCGGCUCGGUGCUCGGCUCGGUGCUCUUCAUCCUCUGGAAGACCUACUGCGGCCGCGGCCUGGAGCGGCGCUGCGGCGGGGGCGAGGCCUGGUGGGGCGCGGAGCCCGCGCGCCUUCCGGAGUGGGACGAGUGGGACCCCGAGGACGAGCAGGACGAGGAGCCGGCGCUGGAGGAGCUGGAGCAGCGCGAGGUGCUGGGGCUGGGACUGGAUGGCCCUGGGAAGAGCACGUUUCUGCGCGUGCUGGCCGGGAAGCCACCGCUGGAAGGCCACAUCCCCACCUGGGGCUUCAACUCCGUGCGGCUGCCCACCAAGGACUUCGAGGUGGACCUGCUGGAGAUCGGUGGCAGCCAGAAUCUGCGCUUCUACUGGAAGGAGUUUGUGAAUGAAGUAGACGUGCUGGUGUUCAUGGUGGACUCGGCUGACCGGCUGCGGCUGCCCUGGGCCCGACAGGAGCUGCACAAGCUGCUGGACAAGGACCCUGACCUGCCUGUCGUCGUGGUGGCCAACAAGCAGGACCUGAGCGAGGCCAUGAGUAUGGUGGAGCUGCAGCAGGAGCUGGGCCUGCAGGCUGUCGACAGCCAGCGGGAAGUUUUCCUCUUGGCAGCCAGCAUCGCCCCUGCAGGAGCCGGCUUUGAAAAUCCUGGCACCGUGCACAUCUGGAGACUGCUCCUGGAGCUUCUCUCCUAGGCUGGCGCCCACCUGCUCACCAGCCAGCCCUGGGGGCCCCAGUUCUGCUCCUCCUCUUCUUCAUCCCCAGCCUGGACCUGGGGCACAGGCCACGUGGCAGCACUUCCCUCUCCCCUCCUCGCCCUCUCAAGAGCAGAACCUGGACAAGGCCAGGAACCAUAUGGAAGCCUUCCUGGUGAGCUAGCCAUGAGGCUGAAGUGGGGAGGUGGGUGAGGCCAAGGGUGGGAGAGGACAAUGUCUCGCUCAUUCUGGGCUGGGAGUGGAUCCCGCUUUCCCCAGGGAAGGCAGACCUGUACAGUGAGCUGCUCAGCAGGCUCAGUUCUCCCCGCCCUGAAGGUCGCAGUGGUUGAGGACCAGUGUAGGUGUCCAAAGUAGGCCCAGUCUAGACCGUUCCCUCCUGGUGACUUCUCACCCCUCUCGUGUGGGCAGGUGGUGGGCAGUGCGCCGUGAGCUCAGACCCCCAGUCCUGCAUUAUCCUCCAACCCCAGCUGGCUUGUGGCCUUGUGCAGUCCCUGCCUCUCUGGCCUCAGGGCCAUCCUUUUUAAAGAGAGGUGAUUUCUAUGGCUUUUUCCUAAGUCAGAGAUGUAUUUCCCAGCCGUGAAGAUAAGAAGCUCAAGGACAAACCUAAAGAUCCUAGCAAGGAGCUUUCUGAAACCUCCCCUACUUCCCCGAGGUUGACGCCUGGCCCGCCAGCCUCUUGACUACAGACUAAGUGGUAUUCGGCCCCCUAAUCAGAAAAACUGAAAGCUUCCCCCCACCCCACCCCCAAAAUCUGGAGACAGAAGCUGCUGCUCUUACACGAAGUGUGCCAGUGCCCAUGUUUACAUGAGUCUGGGGAAGGAAGGAGCCCGCCUGUGUCCCUGGGAAGAGGACUGUCAGCGGAGCAGGAUGUCGGCCUCCGAGCUGCAUUUAAUUAUUUAUUUAUUUAUAAAAGGAACAGACCAGCGUUUUAGGCUCUGUUUCUAGGUGCUGUUAUCAAAACCCCAGAUUAUCUUGGAAAAUUUGGAUCUUUGAGGAAAAUAACUGGAAUCACGAAUGACAGUGUGAUGAGCUACGUGUGUCGGGGAGACAGAGCUCUCGCUCCCCCAACCCUCUGUGGCUGUAAUUGAUGUCAUAAUACUUCACGAUGAUCCACAUGAACUUGAACUCCACCAUUUGGCCCAGUAUGUCAAAGCAACACAAACUCUGUGUAGGUAACAUCUCUGGGAGAGGCAAUUUCAUCACAGUUAUGCAGGUAAAAAGAAAUGAGAAUUAGCAGACCAACCAAGAGAGUAGCCUUGGGUACACCACUCAGCCUUUCCAG
This is a messenger RNA of Hippopotamus amphibius kiboko, 2062 nucleotides long. RefSeq names its product ADP-ribosylation factor-like protein 10. The record is from RefSeq and is a predicted model, not a curated record. The transcript has a single exon. NCBI's taxonomy places the organism in Eukaryota, Metazoa, Chordata, Mammalia, Artiodactyla, Hippopotamidae. Gene Ontology annotation, molecular function: GTP binding; GTPase activity. Bases 1 to 759 code for a protein of 252 amino acids.